AUGGAAGCGGUGGCCGCCGUUUUUCUCUUCGCUGCCGCGCUUCUGUCGGCGGUGGCCGGGUCGCCGGUGACUCUGACCCUGGAAAGAGCGUUACCUUCGAAUCAGGGAGUGGAGUUGAGUCAGCUCAGAGCGUGGGACAGCCUCAGACAUCGUAGAUUGUUGCAGUCUACUAACUAUGUUGUAGAUUUCCCUGUCAAAGGCACCUUCGAUCCCUCACAAGUCGGGCUUUACUAUACCAAGGUAAAAAUGGGUACUCCUCCAAGGGAAUUUUAUGUGCAGAUUGACACGGGGAGUGAUGUUCUCUGGGUUAGUUGUGGGUCCUGCAAUGGUUGUCCUCAGACAAGUGGACUUCAAAUUCAGCUCAAUUACUUUGACCCAAGGAGUUCAUCAACAUCUUCAUUGAUCUCUUGUUCAGACCGGAGGUGCAGGAGUGGAGUACAGUCCUCGGAUGCUAGCUGUUCCGGUCCGAACAACCAGUGCACUUACACGUUCCAGUAUGGAGAUGGCAGUGGGACAUCAGGCUAUUAUGUGUCAGACUUGAUGCAUUUUGCUAGUAUUUUUGAGGGAGCCUUGACAUCAAAUUCUUCAGCGUCUAUAGUUUUUGGUUGUAGUAUCCAGCAAACUGGGGACUUAACAAAGUCUGAUAGAGCAGUUGAUGGGAUAUUUGGAUUUGGGCAACAAGGCAUGUCUGUCGUUUCCCAACUCGCAUCACAGGGAAUAGCACCAAGAGUGUUCUCUCAUUGCUUGAAAGGAGAUAAUAGUGGUGGGGGUGUCUUGGUUCUUGGUGAAAUUGUGGAGCCAAACAUAGUUUAUACUCCACUUGUUCCAUCGCAGCCUCAUUACAAUUUAUAUCUGCAGAGCAUCUCAGUCAAUGGCCAAUUUUUGCAAAUUGACCCUGCAGUUUUUGCUACAUCAAACAACAGAGGUACCAUUGUUGAUUCUGGAACAACUUUGUCUUAUCUUGCAGAAGAGGCUUAUACAACCUUUGUGAAUGCGAUUACAGCUGCUAUUCCACAAUCUGUACGGAGUGUUCUUUCCAGGGGAAAUCAGUGUUACUUAAUAACCACCUCCAGCAAUGUUGACAUUUUUCCAGAAGUAAGUCUGAACUUCGCUGGUGGUGCAUCUCUGGUUUUAAGACCACAGGAUUACCUUAUGCAACAAAAUUAUAUUGGCGAGGGUUCAGUGUGGUGUAUUGGCUUUCAGAAAAUCCCGGGUCAGAGUGUUACUAUUCUAGGAGAUCUCGUUUUAAAAGAUAAAAUUUUUGUCUACGAUCUUGCUGGUCAACGCAUUGGAUGGGCUAACUAUGAUUGUUCACUGCCUGUGAAUGUAUCUGCAUCAGCUGGUAGGGGCAGAAGUGAGUUUGUAGAUGCAGGGGAGCUAGGUGGAAGCACUUCUUUACGUGAUGGACCUCACACUUUGAUAAGGACACUGUUCUUUGCUCUGUUCAUGCACAUAACACUAAUUUUGUAG
Molecule: messenger RNA, 1470 nt
Organism: Sphenostylis stenocarpa
Lineage: Eukaryota; Viridiplantae; Streptophyta; Magnoliopsida; Fabales; Fabaceae
Source: the annotation of a GenBank genome assembly